UAGUAAUUGAAACAUGAUUUAAAGUUUGGUUAGCUAACAAUCCAUUCUAAAAAUACAUCUGAUUGAUAUGUUUAUUUAAUUAUGAUAUUGAUACUUGUUUUUUCCUUAAAAUAAUACUUUGGAAUAGUUUGUACUAGACAGUUUUGUAACGUGGUUGACGGGUAUUACACUGAAAUGUCGCAAGUUAAAGAUGGUUGUGAAAAUUCGAAUGUUGAAGAUGACGGAUCGGAUAAAGAAAGUCACGAAAAUAUAUCAAGUUUAGAAAAAGCAGAGAAAACUUUCGACGAAUUAACUUUGACGGAAAACACUGAAUUAGGCAGGAAAGAAAACCAGGAAGUUGAAAAAGAAGAGUUAUGUGAUGAAGGCGACGGUUUACUAAAGCCAUUGAGGAAACUAGGUUCUGCAAUUAUAAAGAAAAUAGGCUCAAAAACAAUAGAAAUAGAACCGUACACUACGACUCAAGAGAAUUGGACAUACAGUGCUAUUUCUGAUGAAAGAAGAAAAGAUGACGGUGAGACGGCAAAAUCAGAAGAAGAUAUCCCAAAAAAUGAUGAAAAGACUGUUGAUAUAACAGAGAGCGAUCAUUACAAUUUCACACACCAAAAACGAGGAUAUUUGCUGCUUAUCAUCAAUGAAAAGUUCUAUAAUCAGGCUACCAGAACAGGAGCUCAUUUAGAUUUAAUUAAAAUGAAAGAAAUUGCCAAAAAGUUUGGCUUUGAAAUUCUAAAUAAUGGUGCCGAAACAAAUAUGACGCAGUCUGAGACUUUGAACUGGCUAAACAAGGCUCAAACCAUGGACCAUUCUGAAUGUGAUUGCUUCAUGUUUAUGAUAAGUACGCAUGGAUUGGAGCAACGAAACCCGAGAAUGGGCGGAGGUUUUGACCACGCCCUUGUUUGCGCAGACGAUAAACUCAUAUUUACCAGCUCAAUAGUUGAAAUGUUUAAUGAAACCAACUGCCCAAGUUUGAAAGGAAAACCAAAGAUAUUCAUAGUUCAAGCAUGCAGAGGAAAUAUGGUGGACCAUGGAAGUGACUUGAAAAUAUCCAUUGACGGUGGGAAAUUUAGCAGCAAUGUGAAAGAUAGGAAAGCCAAGUCUGACCAAGUAAGUCACGAGCCAUCUGACGUAACUGACACAAAAGGUGCGCCGGAUUCAUGGCACAAAGAAAACUUACGCGGCAUAGAAACGCCAUAUUUGAAAUGUCACAUUGACAUGCUGAUUAUGUACGCCAUUCCCCCGGGGAUGCUGGCAUGGAGAAACACGUCUGCUGGGUCGUGGAUGAUUAAUUAUAUGCAUGAAAUUCUCAUGGAUUAUGAUAUGGAAGCCCCUAAAUGUUUUCUUAAAGAUUUGACAAAAAUUUCAAGAAAAAUGGCUCGUCGGUCAACAGAUACGCCAUCAAUGCCGGAAUUUCACGAAAAGAAAGCUGUUCCGGUAAUUGAGCACAUGCUUACACGUGAUAUUCUAUUCUCUUUAAAACAUUAGUUACUAUUAGAUAAUCAAAAAUCAUUUAGAUGGUAAACUAACGCUUUGAGCCACAAAAAAAAUCAAUGUUGCCAAGAUCUUCAGGGAGGUAACUAGAGUAAAAUUUAGAAAUCUCUAAAGAAUGCUGGCAAGUAUUAUUUCCCUUGGUAAUUUUUCAAACUUUUUAAAGUUAUAGUUUUAAUAUUUUUAGUCAGCAUUAAUGAAAUAUUUUAUGAAAUGCUAAGUAUGUUCUGGAGAACUUAAGAGUCAACGCCUUUGCCAAAUAUUUUAUUACUAUGUAUGGUAGGUGUCACUUCAUGUAAACAUGCAUACAUGUAUUUGUAUAUAUUUUGGUAAUAAAUAUGAUAAAUUGUU
Ruditapes philippinarum (Manila clam) is the source of this 1833-nucleotide messenger RNA. RefSeq names its product caspase-1-like. The record is from RefSeq and is a predicted model, not a curated record. Gene Ontology annotation, molecular function: cysteine-type endopeptidase activity. The transcript has 3 exons. Lineage: Eukaryota; Metazoa; Mollusca; Bivalvia; Venerida; Veneridae. Gene Ontology annotation, biological process: proteolysis. The coding region runs from base 175 to 1479 and encodes 434 amino acids.